Linum tenue is the source of this 910-nucleotide messenger RNA. The record is from the annotation of a GenBank genome assembly. NCBI's taxonomy places the organism in Eukaryota, Viridiplantae, Streptophyta, Magnoliopsida, Malpighiales, Linaceae.
CAAAACCCCACGGGAAAAAGCCAGCCCCGAGAGAGCCAAAAGCGUCACUUAUAGACUAUAAUUAUGAUGAUGAUUACAACACUCGCUCUUCUUAAAUCUUGUGCACCCAUUUUCCCCCUUUCUCUUUAUCUCCGCAUUUCCAUCGAUCUCGCUUCGAGCUCCUGCUUCAAUGGCGACCUCCUGUGCUCCCGUUUCAAUCUCAGGUGUAUCUCAUCUAAGGACAAGUGAGCUAGGUUCGAGAAAGGUUGAUGUGUUCGGGAAGUCGUCAAAGCUGAUUGUGCAGAGGAAAUUUAACCAACUCCCAGCAAACCAGAAACUCUCAGUUCGUGCAGAAUACGGUAAUAACAGGGGUGGUGGUGGCGGAGGCGAUUUUGCUGCUGGUUUUCUCUUAGGAGGGGCCAUAUUCGGAACUUUAGCUUAUGUGUUUGCUCCUCAGAUAAGAAGAUCUCUACUAAACGAGGAUGAAUAUGGGUUUCGCAAAGCCAAGAGACCAAUUUACUACGACGAAGGCUUAGAAGUAAGCAAAAAGACAAGGCAGACGCUGAAUGCAAAAAUCAGCCAGCUGAACAAUGCCAUCGACAACGUGUCCUCUCGCCUGAGAGGUGGCAGUGGCAAUAACAGUGCGACUUCGGUGCCCCUUGAAACAGAUCCAGAGGUCGAAGCCACCAUGUGAUCUCUCGAUUGCGGUUUCUGUUUUUCUGCUUCCUUAUAUGUUUGUUUCCCAGAAAUAUACUUCGGUUGAGGUUGCUAGGCCGGUUGCCUGUUGCUUUUUUUGUCUACAAAAUUCUGGGAGAUGUGGUUUUUGUAGUUUGUACUUGUUUUAAGCUUCCCGGACGAUUACAUUGUCAUUUUCAUCGAAUGAGGGUAUGCAUAUUGCAUAAUUCAGAAUACUACGAAAGAGCUACAGGUC